ACAAAAGUCAAUCACUCCUAUUGGUUCAAUUAGUUCCUCUAUUUAGAAGCACAUUGUUUGUUCUUUCUCUUUAGUUUUAUAUCGAUCAUGAGUUCAAAUUAUCAAGUUCGUCACUUUUAUCAAGUUCCGCCAAAUUAUUAUGUUUCAAGAAACAUUGGUGGUCCACAUACAUAUAAUGGACAGAGUUGGUUUGAUAAUAUUGAGGACCCAUACUUGAGAGAUUUCUAUGCUACAACGAUGAAUUAUGACACAGGGUGUUAUUAUUAUUAUCAUCCAACAAGUGGAUAUGUCGAAGAUCAUGUCUAUGUUGCAGCUGAUGAUCAGUUUCCUUCUAUCGUGUGCACAAAUUCCCAAAGUCAUCGUACAUAUAAUGGACAGAGUUCGUUUAAUUACAUUGACAAUCCAUACUUGUGGGAUGACGCCUUUAAUCGGCCGACGGGUGAAAUCAUUGAUGGUGUCUAUGUUAUUGAUGAAAGUGAAUUCAUUAAUCAAGCUCUAGGAAAUUAUCACAGCGUUUUAAGAAACAUUGGUGAUCACUACUUUGCUCCACACAACUCAGCUCUCACAGGUCCUGGAAAUACAUAUAAUGGACAAAGUUCGUUUGAUAACAUUGAGGAUCCAGACUUGUGGGAUGACAUCUAUAAUCAGUCAACAGGUGAAUCCAUUGAUGGUGUCUAUCACACAACUGAAAGUGAAUUCUCUGACGAAGACUAUGACACAACAGAAAGUGAAUUCUCUGACGAAGAUUAUGAUACCACUGGAAGUAGAUUGACUGAUGAUGCCACUGACCUAGCUAUUCUAAUAGAAUUAUUGCAACUUUUGGUGGCCAAUGUGGUGGAAGGCAGCGAGGACGGGGAGGAGGCCACAGAGGAAACUCUAGCAAAUAUGAUGAAAACAAGAACUCAUUGCGGUACUGACGAUGGAGGAGAAACAUGUGCUAUUUGCCUAUGCGAAUAUGAGAAUGAUGAGGCAAUUGGCACUCUUGAAUGUCAACAUGAAUAUCACGCAAGAUGCAUAAAACAAUGGCUGCUGAAGGGGAAGAGAUCUUGUCCACUUUGUAGGUCUUCAGUUUUUCCGUCAUAGGAACACGUCAUAGAGAACCUUAACUUUUACUAGAACUUAAUUGUAAAGAUUGUUUUAUCAGUAUCUGGUCAUUAGUUGAGCCCAUUGCAAUUCUUUUAUU
Capsicum annuum is the source of this 1183-nucleotide messenger RNA. RefSeq names its product E3 ubiquitin ligase BIG BROTHER-related-like. Gene Ontology annotation, molecular function: ubiquitin protein ligase activity. The transcript has a single exon. NCBI's taxonomy places the organism in Eukaryota, Viridiplantae, Streptophyta, Magnoliopsida, Solanales, Solanaceae. The record is from RefSeq and is a predicted model, not a curated record. Bases 88 to 1083 code for a protein of 331 amino acids.